AGCGCGUGAGCACCUGUCAUAUUUUGCCGCUACCAAAAACAUUAACAAACUUUGCCGAGCUAGAGCAUUGGCGUGGAAAAAGUGAAUUUCGCAUUUAAUCAUGUCUAUUGGCGUACCAAUCAAAGUGCUGCACGAGGCGGAAGGACAUGUGGUGACCUGCGAGACCAUCACCGGGGAGGUGUACCGUGGUAAGCUGAUCGAAGCCGAGGACAACAUGAACUGCCAAAUGACGCAGAUCACCGUAACCUACCGGGAUGGACGCGUCGGUAACCUGGAGAAUGUGUACAUCCGCGGUUCGAAAAUCCGGUUCCUGAUCCUGCCCGACAUGUUGAAGAAUGCACCCAUGUUCAAGAAACAGGGUGCCAAGACUGGGACGGCUGGUCGAGGCAAAUCAGCUAUAUUGCGAGCACAGGCUGCCCGGGGCAGAGGUCGUGGAGCCGGCGGCGGAGGAGGCGGGGGUAGAGGCGGCAACAAAGGAGGAUGGCAAGGGCAAGGACAGCAAUCUUCCGGCCGUGGACGCGGAGGAUUGUAGAAGCAUUCGUCUACACCAUUGCUUAGCUUAUAAGACUUCAUGUUAGGGCUACGGGCCGAUAACAGCUCGCAUCAAAGCUAACUUACAUUCAGGAUAAGAAGAAAUCGCGGAUUGCACGACAGCAUUGACUGAACAGGACAGUUCAGAACAACUGAUACACGGAAUGAAAUGCUUAAAACGUGUAGUUACCCGCAUAUGAUAACUCGCUAGAAUCAUAAAGUGGAAUGAAUAUAAUCGAAUUGAACUGAAACUUUCGUAAAAUAGCAAUUUAUUUUUGUAGAUACUAUAGCAACCGAACGAA
Messenger RNA from Anopheles moucheti, 833 nucleotides. It is a transcript of the gene SmD3, whose product is annotated as small nuclear ribonucleoprotein Sm D3. Lineage: Eukaryota; Metazoa; Arthropoda; Insecta; Diptera; Culicidae. The transcript has a single exon. Gene Ontology annotation, molecular function: RNA binding. Bases 101 to 532 code for a protein of 143 amino acids. Gene Ontology annotation, biological process: RNA processing; spliceosomal snRNP assembly. Gene Ontology annotation, cellular component: U4 snRNP; U2 snRNP; precatalytic spliceosome. The record is from RefSeq and is a predicted model, not a curated record.